Molecule: messenger RNA, 411 nt
Organism: Exophiala spinifera
Lineage: Eukaryota; Fungi; Ascomycota; Eurotiomycetes; Chaetothyriales; Herpotrichiellaceae
Exons: 1
Coding region: 1-411 (136 amino acids)
Source: RefSeq, a predicted model, not a curated record
AUGCCUCGGAUGCAAAUCUCACACGCCUCUCGCAGCGGGACACCCUCCGUCCACGGUAAUAAAGCCAUUGCGAAUGCUUUCACCGGCAACGACGUGUACAUUGACCCUGUCCUCGGCGCGGAAGGGAUGUCGAUUGCCAAUGUCACUUUCACUCCAGGGGCUCGGACGCACUGGCACACACAUGAAAAGGGUCAAAUUCUAAGAGUGGUCACCGGCGCGGGUUGGGUAUGUGAUUUUGGCAGUCAACCGGUCAAGAUCAAUGUUGGAGAUGUUAUCUGGUGCCCGCCUGGCACCAAGCAUUGGCAUGGAGCAGACAACGACAGCUACAUGUGUCACCAGGCGACCUCCUUUGGCGGGGUCACCUGGGAAGAAGAGGUCGGGGAUCAGGAAUAUGCAAAGAAAGCGGCGUGA